Molecule: messenger RNA, 1008 nt
Organism: Musca vetustissima
Lineage: Eukaryota; Metazoa; Arthropoda; Insecta; Diptera; Muscidae
Exons: 1
Coding region: 1-1008 (335 amino acids)
Source: RefSeq, a predicted model, not a curated record
AUGACUUCUCCCAACUCUUCGAAGAAGUCACAGCAAAAUGUCUUUCCACCUAAAUUGUUGUCGGUACAUAAUUCAAAAUGUCUUACCUCUGAUCGAACUACAGUUUCGUCAACAACAUCUUGCACCAUUUGUCCUAAUCAGAGUCAUCAUCUGCGACUUUGCCCCCAGUUUUUAAAACUUUCCUUUGAGGACAAAUUUUUGAUUCUGAAGAAAAAUAAGUGUUGUAUAAAUUGCCUAUCCCGUGGUCAUGCAGUAAAAGACUGCAAAAGCAAAUUUAGUUGCAUUGUGUGCAAACAGAGACACCACAGCCUUCUUCACCGGCCACAAAUUAAUAGAGUUAUUGCUUCUUCCAAAAGUCCUCCGGCUUUCACCAAGGUCAAAAGUCGAGGACAGAAUUUGUUGUCGCGUUCUUCGGAAACCCCUUCUCCGACUUUUACUAAAGUCAAAAGUCGAGAAUCUUCUUUGUUGCCGCGGUCUUCCGACAAAAAACGUAAGAAUCACCAGAUACCUCACCCCUCACAAGAUACCAGUGUUCUCUUAGGAACAGCAGUUGUUAAUAUAGUUCAUAAUGGAAAAACGCAUCCUACGCGUGCCAUUAUUGAUCCUUCUUCAAAGGUAUCUAUUGUUAGUAGAAAACUUAAAAAUGCAAUUGGCAUUUCGGUUGACUCGAAGAAAGAUUGCAAAUCACCUACACCAAGAGAAGUUUGUUCUCUACAGUUGUCGUCCCCUAAAAAUUCUAAAAUUGUUAAAGCAAAAGCACUUGUUCGGCCUAGUGUUAAGAGGAAAUUGUCUUCACCUCCACCUAUUUCGAUGUUGAAAUCUAAAAUUCCCUUAGAUUUAGCUGAUACCUUUGAUGGCAGCCCAAUAGAUUUGCUACUUGGCGCUGAUUUGUACCCCCAAAUAUUGGAAGCUGAACCCCCAAAAAUUGUUCUUAAUUCGUUGUUGGCCCAAAAGUCUAUUUUCGGGUACUUACUCACCGGUUCGCUUCCUCCCAUUACUAGCACCUAA